AUGCCUAUCCGGUUUCCAAGUAAAGUUCAUACAAUGAUGAAUCAACCAGUUCCAGUGAUGAUGUUUCAAAGCAAUUCUCCAGCUUUCCCGUAUAUGUCAAACCACAGCUCAUGUUCAAAUUUCAAGAAUGAGAGUGAGGUUUAUGGAAAAAAAGCUACAAUCGAUAAUGGAAGAUAUAGAAAGAUCAAUUCCAAUGAGUAUUCUUGUAGCACGUAUCAAUCCAGCGAUUACCGUUCAAAGCCACGCUGGGAAAACCACAACACAAAAGGGUUGAAAUCUAGUGAUGAAAGUCUAAACUUUAUUUCGGAUGGCAACUCAAGCACUCCCAAGAAGCAGAAGAUUGCAACAAAAAGCAGUGACACAAAAACCUUAGCAAAUCCACUAUCAACGGUGCCUAGUGGCAAGCAUGAAAAUGUUGAUACCCAUAAUGUGUUAGAUGGAUUGGAUAAUUUGGAUAUGGACUUUUCUGAUAAUACUAUUACCGUUGCUUCAAUUACUGAAACUCAAGAUGCGCAAAAAUUGAAGGAAGACAUUAAAAAUGAAUUCAAAAAUAGUGUCCAACUGAUUGCUAAGAAGACCCAAAUUAGUUCGUCUCCAGAAGUGCCCAAUGAGAAACUAACAGAGGAAAAAGAAAAUUGCAGAUACGGAAAGGAUUUGGUAGAAAAAGUAGCUCUAAACGUUAUUGGUAAUGAAAAGGAUAAUGAGGCUAAGAUUUCAUCAAAGGUAAGUCACUUUCCUUCAUGUCCGCUUCCAACGCUUUCCGGAGGCUGGCCUAAAGCUCCUACGGUUGAUAAUCAGUAUAAUGUGCCAUUAUACGACAUGAAUGAAAAUUCCUAUCCAAGAUUUAUGGCAAGCCCACUUUUUGGAAAUCCAAUCUGGAACAACCCAAACGCUUUCACCAAUAGUGCUAGAGAUAAUUGA
This is a messenger RNA of Pichia membranifaciens NRRL Y-2026, 921 nucleotides long. RefSeq lists its product as hypothetical. Lineage: Eukaryota; Fungi; Ascomycota; Pichiomycetes; Pichiales; Pichiaceae. The transcript has a single exon. The record is from RefSeq and is a predicted model, not a curated record. Bases 1 to 921 code for a protein of 306 amino acids.